Hippocampus zosterae (dwarf seahorse) is the source of this 3437-nucleotide messenger RNA. It is a transcript of the gene gart, whose product is annotated as phosphoribosylglycinamide formyltransferase. Lineage: Eukaryota; Metazoa; Chordata; Actinopteri; Syngnathiformes; Syngnathidae. Gene Ontology annotation, biological process: adenine biosynthetic process; 'de novo' IMP biosynthetic process. The record is from RefSeq and is a predicted model, not a curated record. Gene Ontology annotation, molecular function: phosphoribosylglycinamide formyltransferase activity; phosphoribosylformylglycinamidine cyclo-ligase activity; phosphoribosylamine-glycine ligase activity. The coding region runs from base 244 to 3354 and encodes 1036 amino acids. The transcript is spliced from 21 exons. Gene Ontology annotation, cellular component: cytosol.
CGCGGAACAUUUUAUGAAGCAACAAUCGAUAGCAACUAUGGAGAUUUUUGCAAGGUCGUUCGUUGCCUCUAGAGAACAUAAUGCAACUUUUAUUAGCAUUUAGCACGGCAAAGCACAUCCUUGUCACAAACUGGAUCCACGUGGUGUGAAGAUGUUCUUCUGGCCGCUGAAAGCAGAGAAGACGUAUCCGCCUCCUGACUGGGCUCCGGCUAAUUCCAGCUUUAUUACAAAUUCUCAGGUGCCAUGGCUGAACGGGUGCUGGUGGUCGGCGGAGGAGGGAGGGAGCACGCACUGGCGUGGAAGCUGGCCCAGUCGCAGCACAUCCAGCAAGUCCUGGUGGCGCCGGGAAAUGCUGGGACGGUCAACUGCGGCAAAAUUUGCAACUCUGAGGUGUCAGUGAAUAACCACGCCAUAUUGGCUCAAUUUUGUAAGGACCAUCACGUGGGGCUGGUGGUGGUUGGGCCUGAGGUUCCGCUCGCAGCAGGUAUCGUGGACGACUUGAUGGCGGCAGGAGUGCGGUGUUUUGGCCCAUCUGCGAAAGCCGCCCAGUUGGAGGCCAGCAAGAGCUUCUCCAAGGCCUUCAUGGAGCGCCAUGGCAUCCCCACAGCACGCUACGGCUCGUUUACCGACGCUGAAGAGGCAUGCAACUACAUCCUCACGGCAGACUUUCCGGCGCUGGUUGUGAAAGCCAGUGGCUUGGCGGCAGGCAAAGGAGUUAUUGUAGCACAGGACCAAGAGGAGGCCUGUCGGGCUGUGAUGGACAUCAUGAAGGACCAAGCGUUUGGGGCUGCAGGCGACACGGUGGUGGUGGAGGAGCUUCUAGAGGGAGAGGAAGUAUCUUGUCUGUGCUUCACCGAUGGCUCCUCGGUGUCGCCGAUGCCUCCGGCACAGGAUCAUAAACGUCUGCAAGAUGGCGAUCGGGGGCCAAACACAGGUGGCAUGGGAGCCUACUGUCCCACUCCUCAGGUGAGCGAGGAGCUGCUGGUCCAGAUCCGAGAGUCUGUGCUUCAGAAGACCGUGGACGGGAUGAAGCAAGAGGGAACUCCUUACGUUGGGGUUCUGUACGCCGGGUUGAUGUUGACGCAGCAGGGUCUGAAAGUUCUGGAGUUCAACUGUCGCUUUGGAGACCCGGAGUGUCAGGUCUUGCUUCCUUUGCUGAAGAGCGACCUGUACGAGGUCAUUUUGAACACCAUCAACGGCAAGCUGGCCCUCAGCCCCCCCGAGUGGCACCAGGACAAAUCUGCCGUUACGGUGGUGAUGGCGAGUUCUGGUUAUCCUGGCGCCUACAGCAAAGGGGUGGUUCUCACUGGUCUGUCCCAGGUUGAGGACACUGGGAUUCAGGUGUUCCACGCAGGCACAGCCCUGAAGGAUAAGCAAGUGGUCUCCAGCGGUGGCCGCGUCCUGACCGUCACGGCGGUCAGGCCAUCUCUGGAGGCCGCGCUGCAGGCAGCCAAUCAGGGCGUGGCGGCUGUGGGGUUCCCCGGUGCCGUGUACCGCCGCGACAUCGGCCACAAGGCCAUUGCGCAUUUCAAGCAACGCAGAGGCCUGACAUAUAAAGACAGCGGCGUAGACAUCGCCGCUGGCAACAAACUUGUGGAUAUGAUCAAGCCACUGGCCAGGGCAACGUCCCGUCCGGGAUGUAAUGCUGAGCUUGGAGGUUUUGCUGGACUCUUUGACCUUAAAGCAGCAGGGUUUAUCGACCCGAUCCUGGUAUCCGGAACGGAUGGAGUCGGCACCAAACUUAAGAUUGCUCAAGCGUGUGGGCAGCAUGGAAGCUUGGGUCAGGACCUGGUGGCCAUGUGUGUGAACGACGUGCUGGCUCAGGGUGCCGAGCCGCUCUUCUUCCUGGACUACUUCUCAUGCGGCAGGCUGGAUGUAGAUGUGACGGCCACGGUUGUCGCGGGAAUCGCCAAAGCGUGUGAAAUGGCCGGUUGUGCUCUGCUGGGUGGAGAGACGGCAGAAAUGCCUGGAGUCUACGUCGCGGGGGAAUACGAUCUUGCUGGGUUCUGUGUGGGAGCAGUAGAGCGGGGAGCCCUGCUGCCGCGGCUGGCGGACAUCACUGAAGGAGACCUCUUGAUCGGCGUGGCCUCCUCUGGUAUCCAUAGCAAUGGCUUCAGCCUGGUCCGCAAGGUCUUGGAGCGAACGCGUCUUAGCUACAGCUCACCGGCACCUUUUGGUCACCCAGGACAGACUGUUGGGGAGGUUUUGCUGACGCCGACUAAGAUCUAUAGUCGUCUGCUCCUUCCAAUCCUGCGCAGCGGUGCUGUGAAAGCAUACGCUCACAUCACUGGAGGAGGACUUUUGGAAAACAUCCCUCGGGUUCUGCCCCAGGAGCUGGCUGUCGAUUUAGAUGCAUCUCGUUGGAUCAUCCCUCCAGUGUUUUCCUGGCUGCAGAUGGAGGGUGGCCUGACUGAGCGUGAAAUGACCCGCACUUUCAAUUGCGGCUUGGGUGCGGUGCUGGUGGUCGCCCCCGUGGACGCUCAAAGGGUUUUGCGGCAACUGCAAGCCCACGAAGAGGCCUGGAUCGUGGGUGCGCUCGCUCACAAGCCACCUGGUGCUGAGUCUGUGGUGGUCCGAAACCUGAAACACAGCCUGUUAAACACUGGUCCAGCCUCCAAGAAUGGCAGUUGUCUUUGUGAUAGCAGCAUUCCUCACAAGAGGACCAAGGUUGGGGUUCUCAUCUCAGGCACAGGUACCAAUCUUCAAGCCCUGAUCGAUCAGGCCAAGCGCCCAUCUAGCUGCGCAGAAAUUGUGGUUGUCAUCUCCAACAAGCCUGGGGUUCAGGGUCUCAAGAGAGCGGCAUUGGCUGGCAUCCAGACACGGGUGGUGGACCACAAACUGUACGGGAGCCGAGCAGAGUUUGACGGCACAAUUGACCGCGUGCUGGAAGAAUUUGGGGUGGAGUUGGUGUGUCUCGCUGGAUUCAUGCGGAUCCUCACAGGAUCUUUCGUCAAGAAAUGGAACAGUAAACUUUUGAACAUCCAUCCCUCCCUGCUGCCCUCCUUCAAGGGGGUGAACGCCCAAAAGCAAGCUCUCCAGGCCGGGGUGCGGGUCAGCGGCUGCACAGUACACUUUGUUGCAGUAAGUCGGCCACGUUGUCAUCCGAACAUCAGCAUGCCAUCAAGGCCAAGACGAAUCUUCUCAUUUGCCUGUCAGGAGGAGGUGGACGCAGGGGCCAUCAUUGUGCAGGAGGCUGUGCCAGUGUUGAGCGGCGACACAGAGGAAAGUCUGGCGGACAGAAUCAAAGAGGCUGAGCACAGGGCCUUCCCGGUGGCUAUGGAGCUGGUCGCCAGUGGGGCCAUCCACCUUAGUGAGGACGGACGUGUCAUCCACCGGUCCAAUUUACAGCAGUAGUACGAAUAGUCAAGUAAAAGUGUAGUAUGACACUGCAUCAAAGCAGGGGCUUUGGGGAAAUAAACAUUUCAGAUUUGCAUGAA